Trematomus bernacchii (emerald rockcod) is the source of this 4905-nucleotide messenger RNA. It is a transcript of the gene stard5, whose product is annotated as StAR-related lipid transfer (START) domain containing 5. The record is from RefSeq and is a predicted model, not a curated record. The coding region runs from base 395 to 1030 and encodes 211 amino acids. The transcript is spliced from 6 exons. NCBI's taxonomy places the organism in Eukaryota, Metazoa, Chordata, Actinopteri, Perciformes, Nototheniidae. Gene Ontology annotation, molecular function: lipid binding.
AGGAGAUUUCCUUGUAUUUCAGGAAUUCCAUUCAAUCAUUUUCCGGAUUUUAUUUUUGUUCCAGAGGCAGGUGUGGGCUGCUGCGCGGCCACAGAGGUGUUGUAGAGAACAGUCCCAGAGUUGUCACAUUCCUCACAGCCGGGAGCUAGCUAUUUUUUAGUAAACGAUGCGGGCAUCGCUUAGCACCUUUCAUUCAUUUUGGCUAACGCUAGCUUUGUAGUGGCGGCUCCACAUCCUAAUGUUAAGUAACUUGCCACCGCUGCAUUUGCGUGACUGACCCAGCUACAGUGUGACUCAGAUUUUCUGUUGAAUUGAAAGAAAACGGUAUUGUGUGUCGAACAGUAAGCGACAAUAACGUCAGCUGGUCUGAGAAAGGUCACUUUUACUAUCUAUUAUGGAUUAUGAACAUAAAGCGAAGGCAGUGGGGGAUUGUCUGAUGGGCUACAAGACGGAUGAGUCCGGGUGGAAAGUCUGCAAAAAAUCGAAUGACGUGGUUGUGUCUUGGCGUCCCUCGUCUGAGUUCCCUGGGAAUGUUUACAAGGGGGGGGGGGUUAUCAGUGGCAGUCCGGAGAAAGUGUGGGAGUGUCUGAAGCCCGUACCCAAUGGCAUCAGAGUCAAAUGGGACAACAAUGUCAAAAGGUUUGAGCUUGUGGAACAAAUCACAGAGCACAUCUCUAUCUGCCGGACGGUCACGCCCUCAGCAGCAAUGGGCAUCAUCGCUCCACGAGACUUUGUCGAUGUUAUUUUAAUCAAGCAAUACGAAGACGGCACCAUCUCAUCGAAUGCCACUAAUGUGAGCCACCCGAGCUGCCCCCCCCAGUCUGGCUAUGUGAGAGGAUUCAACCAUCCAUGUGGCUGCAUCUGUGUUCCCAUCUCAGGAGAGCCCAACAAAACCCAGGUGUUCAGCUUCUUCCAGACCGACCUGGGGGGCUUCCUCCCCCGCUCCGUGGUCGACUCGUUCUUCCCCUCCAGCAUGGCCGAGUUCUACAGCAACCUGGCCAAGGCCGUCAAGUCCCUGAAGGACCUUUGACCCCGAGAGAUGAGAGAUCUCCGUCACCCCGUCGGCCAGCUGCCGGUCAGACCCACGGUCCCUUGGUUUUAAACAGUCCAAACUCUAAAGCAAUCAGCACACUGAGAUUAAUAAUCGCUAAAUUGAUCCACGAUUUAUGUUUAAUGUACAUUCCUUGAUUCCUGUGUCACUGCAGGAGUAAAUCAACAGUCAGCCCCUCUUGUUGAAAGCAGUUUAGACAUAAAAAAAAUCCCAUACAACGAGGGCUUCCAGCUCUUAUGUGGAAAGAUUUCCUCCACUCUAAUCAACGAAAUAGAUAUCUAUAUUUCCACAUGUGCUAAAAGUCCAGAACAUCUUUACUUUAUACGGUGAGACACUAGACAUUUCCUCUUGAUAUAAUGAUCAUACUUGAGUGUGUACAGUAAACAUGCAUGUUGCAUGGAACUUUUUUACCCUAUGCUGGUAUCAGGUUGUUUGUUUGGAGUAUUGACUCAUACCUCAUGUUUAGUUGUUUGUGUUGUACUUGAACUGCCAUUUGCCCAUCUCCAGCUCACCUGUACACCCUGAAUAUGUAGAUGAAGUCAUAUCUGCCUCUUAAAACACUGAAGCACAGGCGGGAUGGCAAAGGUGGCCUUUAACACGAAGGCAGCUUUGAUUUCUGUCUGAAACAACGCCUUCUACAUAUGAUGUGUUCUGCAGAAAUGUGUCUUCCUUUUUUUUUCAAGAACAUUUCCCCUUUCUUUUCUUCAUGUCUAAUCAAACUCUUCAUGAAGUUCAGAUCCAUAGCAGCUGCCUGCAGUUUGUUAGGAAACAUUUGAAGCAGCUGUCUGACUGGCUGGGUGCUCACAAAGACAACACAAAUCCUUACAGCUGCAACAAGAUGAACACUGGUGAAAUGAGUUCACUCGUGGUGUUAGUUACUGCACUAAUGUUCAAGACAUUCGGCAGCUUGUACUGUAAAAGUAAGUACUGCAAAGACACGGUUUAGGAUCUCUAACUGUUCCAAUGUGUAAUUAGAGCAAUACAAGGAGUCAAGACUGUUUUACUGGAGAUAGUGGAGACACUGUUUGAGUAUAAAAUAUGCAAAAAUGCACCACAAGAUGUCUCUGUGUAAUGUGUCUUAAAAAAAACAGGACAGAGUACAUUAGAACUCUUGGAAAACAACGAUCUUUUAAGUUAUGUUUAAAGAUUGUUGGGGUGUGUCUGACCUAUCGUAAAGUAGUGUGAAGUGUAUUUAUUACUGUGAGUGACUCCUUAGCAAACAUGUGUACAGAACAUGAAGUAAGCAAACAUUAACAUGCUUUGCUACUCGUCUUAUCUACAGAGGCUACAGUGGGACACCUCGUCCUUAUUCAUAUCUCAUCAGGAGCUCCAGGCUCCUUAACUGUGAUGUUACCUCAUCCAGCCACACUGACUCAACAGGAAGUGGAAAUCUUCCAUAAUCUUCCUUUAUGUUGCAUUGUACAUUCAGGAUGUGUUUGUAAUAGUGCGUUUGGUGACUGAAUCUGAAUACUUUCUCCACCGCUGAUUUGGUAAUGAUCAGAUAGGAAAGCCAGAAUCAUUCCAACUUCUUCUCUUCAAACACCAAUCUGAGAUAGGCUCUUUCCAAACAGAAGCAGACACAAUGCAGAAGAACGCAAAGCUUUGAAAAGGCACAGGACAUUAAAACUCUAAAAGAUGCUCAUCCUAUAAACAUGUUUAAUAUGAAGUUCCAGAGUGAAGGCUGGUUGCAUGAUGGUGUGUAGUUGAGUCCAGCUCCCCCCCCCCCCCCCCUACUGUCUACAACACGCUCAAUGGGGGAAAGAAAUGGGAAAUGUACUUGUGGAAUAUGAAGAAGUGGGAUUGUAUAUAAUCAUAGUAUUUUCACUUCUCUCAUUCUUAUUUAAGACUUUAGGACACAUGUCAUUCCUGGGCAGAGGCCCGUCUAUAUUCCUCUCACGAUGUCAUGCUCUGUAAGACUCACCUUCAGGUAGACCCUCACCGUUCUGUACAUGCACACUUUAUAACUUAAUGUAAAAGCUGUCAUUUCAUUUUGUUUACUUGAUAAUGAUUUACGAUGUAAGAUAUUCCAAUUGAUCAGGUACAUUUGUACUGUACCUCAUUCCUCAUGGGCUUACCCUUCCCUUCAUUCCCUCUGUGUUAAGGCUCAAUGAAAACUUCUGGAUGUGAUCUGUGUGGUGAAGGGGGGGGAGGGUCCACUUUCUCUACAGCCUGGGUGUGUAUAAGCCAUAUCGUUUGGCACGUUGUAACUAGUCUUUUAAUAUUCCUUUCAAAGUGUUUGACCAUGUUAUCUGUAACAUCUUCUGACCUCACAGCGUAACCAAUAUUCUUUAUUACAUUGCACCUGUUCCAAGUCCUCUGUGCUUACGGGUGGGUGGAAGGCAUUUGCUGUUUUAACUGGAUCCAGCAAGGUUUUAUUUAUUUGUUGUCAUAUGAUCUCAAUGUACGUACAGGUAGCUGCUGCAGUAGAAUUAACCCAGCAUUCCAUGAGGAAGUUAAGCAGAGGAGCACUUCAUGCUGGCGUUUAGCGCAAAUCAACCCAGAACCAUCCUCUGACUUCCUGACCCGUCUCUAGGACUGACAUGUGAUCUGUAUCUGAUCUGAGGCCUCUGCUGUUAGACCCACUUUUAUUACACCGACUAUUAAUAAGUGUUCUCUUUCUCUCUUCUUGGAGCUGCACUCCUAACAGGAUGAAUUGGCGGACUUCUCAACAAAAAUGAUUCAAUAAUGCUCAGGUUAAAUGGGCUAUGAUCAAUAUGUAUUACAAUAUGCACUGAAAAAACUGAAAUGUUGACUUUAAUUAAAUAUGUUGUGUCAAUAGAUUUUACAUAACUGUAUUAGGUUAGUUGGAGGCAAUAUUAAGUUGAAAUAAAUACUAUUGGGUUCAACUUAAUACUAUUGCUUUCAACUAAUCUAAUACAGUUAUGUGAGAUUAGUUAACACAAGUCAAUGUGUGAGUUUCUUCAGUGUGGAAGGGCGAUAAUGUGAUGCAGCUUUGCAGCUCGCUGCAGCUCCACAGAGCUUUGUGGUCGAUGUGACGUUGCCCAACACUCUAGGGGCAAAGGGGAGUAACAAAAGUUUAAAUAACCAGGGGGGAAAAAGACUUGUCGAACCCAAAGAUGUUGUUUAAUAACCUCAAAAGCAAAAGGCGCCCACUAGCUAACUCAUAAACAAACUGAAGACAACUUUCUAUAAAAGAAAGUGACAAAAGUAAACAAUACAAAAAGGUAGAAUGGAGCACAUCUCGCCAUACUUACUCUGACCAUAAACAACACAUCAAGUCCAAAAGACUUCUGUUUGAAAACCAGAUACAGACGGCCUGUUGAUACCAGAUGGAGAUAGUGUCUCUGUUUGGACUGCCACCAAAAAGAACCAGCAGCUUUUUCACGACUAAACAUAUUUUCAGCCAACUGACUCCUCUGGCAACAACUUUCUAUCGUAGGGAAAUGCGUGAAAAUCUCAUCAUUUCCAUUAUUUGAUUUCUCUGUAAAAAUAAACGUGCUGGAGAUGGUGAGCUCCUGCAGGCAGCAGCAGGUUUAUCUGACCUCUGUGAACUUUGACCAAUCUCACUGUUUCCAGGGAGACACGCCGUUCAAAGAGCAUGUAAACAGGCAGAAGCGUUUCCAGUUGAACCCUUUAAAUAUCCCAUUGUGGCUGUGAUGACCAAUGAGACCAGAUUCCCAAAGUAAAUGUGUUCUGUGAUGAGAUUCAGAGACCAACCCAGAGUUCCCUGUGUGGCAGAGCAGAGUAGAUGUUAAAUGAUUCAUGUCAGGUGGUUUUCAUUGACUCAUCUUACCAUGUUUAAACGUCUAUCAGAUCACAUGAACCUGUUAUCUCGUACUCUUCUGCACCCAGUGACUUCUGUAUUUCACCAGCAUUAAAAUGAUUAAUAAGAA